This is a messenger RNA of Insectozyma verbasci, 1020 nucleotides long. NCBI's taxonomy places the organism in Eukaryota, Fungi, Ascomycota, Pichiomycetes, Serinales, Debaryomycetaceae. The record is from the annotation of a GenBank genome assembly.
AUGACAUUAUCAACUAGUUCCAAACCAAAUGUUUUAUUACUUGGCCCGGUCGAAUAUGCAACUACUAAAUUAGACCAACUUAAACAAAUAUCAAAUGUCAUCCAAUGUGAAUCUAAAAACAGAGAUGAAUUUAUAUCAGAUUUAAGAGGCAAAUAUUCAAAUAUUACAAACAUUUACCGUACAUUUGAUUCAAUUAACUUCACCGGACUAAUUGAUUCAGACUUAAUUCAACAUUUUCCGAAGAGUUUAAAGACUAUUUCUCAUGGUGGUGCAGGAUAUGAUGCAAUUGAUGCAUUACCAUUAAGUAAACGUGGUAUUUUAUUAUCUAAUGUGACUGUCCCCGUUGAAUCACCAACUGCCGAUACUGCAAUUUAUUUAAUUUUAGGAACGAUGAGACAAUUUCAAAUUGGUCAAAAAUUAAUUUUAAAUGGUGAAUGGAAAGAUUAUCAACUGUUACCUAUUGGAAAUUCACCCCAGGGUCAUGUUGUCGGGAUUUUAGGAAUGGGUGGAAUUGGAAGAGGAAUAAGAGAUAGAUUAGCUCCAUUUGGAUUUAAAAAGAUAUUAUAUUAUAAUAGAAGUAGACUUUCUCCAGAAUUAGAAAAAGAUAGUGAAUAUGUAACAAUGGAUGAAUUGUUCCAAAAAUCUGAUGUUUUGGUAUUAGCUUUACCAUUAAAUAAAAACACUAGACAUAUUAUAAAUGAAGAUUCAAUUUCUAAAAUGAAAGAUGGUGUUAUAUUAGUCAAUAUAGCUAGAGGUGCAAUUAUUGAUGAAGUUAUAUUACCUAAACAUUUAAAAUCCGGAAAAAUAAAAGCAUUUGGGGCUGAUGUUUUUGAAAAUGAGCCUAAAAUAUCUCCAGAAUUAUAUAAUUUAACAAAUGUAAUUUGUUUACCUCAUUUAGGUACUAAUACAUUUGAAGCAAUGGAAAAUAUGGAAAGUUGGACAAUUGAAAAUAUUAUAUCACAUAUUGAAACUGGGAAAUUGAAAUCUAUAGUACCAGAACAAAAGCAUUUAAUUAGCUAG